GUUUCCCGGGCCUGCCAGCGUCUCUGUGCGAUGCUAAGAACGAGGUGCACAAUAAAGCAAAAGCAGCUGCAGCUUCACCUGGUGCAUUGGGCAAGAGAGUGCAACAGCAACAUAUAACCAAUGCAGACGAGGUGAGGGAACGAGCGAAGUAGUAUUUACACAUAAUGUGUAGGAUGUAUGUUUCUUAACUGAAAGAAAUCGCAAACGGCCGAGAACACAAUAGCACUGUAGUAAGGGGCACGGUAUUCAAGGCGAGCUGUAGUCGGAGAUGCCCACCCGUGGCUCUAUUCGUUGUUAGGAUGGCUCAGAGAAUGCAUCUCUUCAUUUAAGUACUGCAAGACUGAACAUUCCACAAAGAUCUACAGUAACCAGUAAAAGAGGAAGAAUUAAUAGUUAAUGAAUGACUGCCCCUCAAAAAGGAGAAACUAAGAUGCCCAGUCCCUGUUUAUGAAGCACAACAAAGCUGCUCUGUGAAGCUCUUUUUUAAAUAGUAGACCUGGAUGUGCAAAUAAGAUCAUUUGUGGACUUCAUAGAAACAUUUCUUUUCCUAGUUAUAUAAUAAACAUCAGCAUCCAAGGACUAAUAAGGUCUUUGAAGAUCUUACCUAUUUCUCUGCUUUACAUACUACUGGUUUCUUCAAAGGGAGACUGGGUAUCAUCCAGAUAUGACUAACAUUUAAUAAAUCAGCAAUGGCAAGCAGAACACAGCAGGGAAUGACAGUGAACAUGUUGGACCAUGGAGUGAAGCCCUGCCCACUGCCUUCCCACGACACUGAACCAGAACAGGAAGAGACCAUUAAUUCAGUGGAAGAGUACAAUGAAGAUGAAGAUUUGGAAGAAAUUAAAAAUAGCAGACCAACUAGUCCUAGAGAUCUGGAACAAGAAACUGCGGACCACAGCGGUGAUGGUGACUCUAGUUCUGAUUAUGUGAAUAAUACUUCUGAAGAAGAAGACUAUGAUGAGGGGCUUCCAGAAGAGGAAGAGGGAAUUACUUAUUAUAUCAGGUACUGCCCAGAGGAUGACAGCUACUUAGAGGGUAUGGACUGUAAUGGGGAAGAGUAUAUUCCUCAUGAGGAAAAGACCAUUGACACUGAUGAAUGCCAGGAAGCCGUGGAGGAAGCUUGGGUAGAAUCUGAUGGAAGGUGUCAAAUUGUAACUCAGGUGACAGAGGAAGAAAUAUAUGAUGAAGGUCAGAUACAAAUCCUGGAGGUUGCAGGACCACCUCUGCAGGCUCAGCCUGUAGAGGAUAAUGAAGAAUAUUUUCAGAAUGAAGAGGGCUAUCAGAACUACUAUACUCCUGAGACAAAUGGUAACUUGCAGAGAGCAUCACCGUAUCAUUCCAGAAAAGGUGAAACUGAGACAGAAGACCAUGAAGAAGAUAUUGACCAGAUUGUUGCUGAAAUCAAGUUAAGUAUGAGUGUCAACAACCUCAACAGUGCAGCAGAACAGUGCCAGGAUGAUGCUGAGAAUGACAACACACCAAAGGACUGCAUGGAAACUGUCCAUAAAGGAGAGUCAGGGCAUACCACCAGCAGGCAUGAAGGAAGGCCAAAGUCUUUAAACAUUUUGCCCACUGCAAGGCAUAUUAGUGAAACACACAGGGGUUUUAAAGUAAAAGCAAGAACACCAGAAGAAAGGCAGAGAUGGACACAAGAGCAGCAGAUAUGCAACAGUUCAGAACAUCCCAGAAAGCAACAGCGUUCCGAUUUAAAUGGGCCAGUAGACAAUAAUAACAUGUCAGAGACAAAGAAAGCCACUGCUUUUCCAAGCUUUGUUGAUGUUCCAGGUCCAUGUGAACCUGAAGACCUCAUUGAUGGAAUCAUCUUCGCAGCCAAUUACUUGGGCUCUACACAGCUACUGUCAGAACGUAACCCAUCCAAAAACAUCCGCAUGAUGCAAGCCCAGGAAGCAGUCAGCCGUGUCAAGCGAGUACAGAAAGCAGCCAAAAUCAAGAAGAAGGCGAAUUCUGAAAGUGAAGUCCAGACAGUGACAGAAGUUGACCUUUUCAUUUCCACACAAAGAAUCAAAGUUCUGAAUGCAGAUACUCAGGAAACCAUGAUGGAUCAUGCAUUAAGAACUAUUUCAUACAUCGCUGAUAUCGGUAAUAUUGUUGUACUGAUGGCAAGGCGUCGUAUGCCUAGAACAGCUUCUCAAGACUGCAUUGAGACAACUCCUGGAGCACAAGAAGGAAAGAAACAGUACAAAAUGAUAUGCCAUGUCUUUGAAUCAGAAGAUGCACAACUUAUUGCACAGUCGAUUGGUCAGGCAUUCAGUGUUGCCUACCAGGAAUUUCUAAGGGCCAAUGGAAUUAAUCCUGAGGACCUGAGUCAGAAGGAAUACAGUGACAUAAUAAAUACACAGGAGAUGUACAAUGAUGACCUCAUCCAUUUCUCCAACUCUGAGAACUGCAAAGAGCUGCAGAUAGAGAAACAGAAAGGAGAAAUCCUUGGAGUAGUGAUUGUGGAGUCUGGUUGGGGAUCAAUCCUUCCAACUGUUAUUUUGGCCAACAUGAUGAAUAGCGGUCCUGCUGCUCGCUCAGGAAAGCUUAGCAUUGGUGAUCAAAUAAUGUCAAUCAAUGGAACAAGUUUAGUGGGACUUCCAUUAGCCACAUGCCAAGGAAUCAUUAAGGCUCUAAAGAAUCAGACGCAAGUAAAAUUAAAUAUUGUCAGUUGCCCACCUGUCACCACUGUUCUAAUUAAGAGACCAGAUCUGAAGUACCAGCUGGGAUUCAGUGUUCAGAAUGGCAUUAUUUGUAGCCUAAUGAGAGGCGGGAUAGCAGAAAGAGGAGGGGUCAGAGUCGGGCAUCGUAUCAUUGAAAUAAAUGGACAAAGUGUUGUGGCAACGGCUCAUGAGAAGAUAGUACAAGCACUAUCUAAUUCAGUGGGGGAGAUCCAUAUGAAGACUAUGCCAGCUGCCAUGUUCAGAUUACUAACUGGACAGGAGACACCAAUUUAUAUCUAAUGUGAGACUGUACCUUCAGCAGAGGAGGGGUUAUUGUGCCACGUCCAUUUAGGAAAAUCAACUUACAUUAACACAAUUGUAUUCCAAGUACUGAACUAGUAUCAAGCUAAAUGAAGAACUGAGACUUCAACAAAAUGAAUGUAGUGGCACCAUUGCCAGUUUCUUGCCAAAAGAAUCAUAGACAUGCAAAUGUUUUAAUUUUCUGGACACAGACUUUGCAUUUGGAAAUAUAAUGGUUGUACAGUAUUUACAAUGUACUGCAGACUGGAGCUGUCAUCACAACCAAUGACAGAUACUUAUUUGUGAAGUUUGUGUGUACGUGCUUUGUGUCCAAAAAAAUGUGAAUCUGAACAAUGGAUAAGUGGUGGUGAUGGAAUUCAGAAACCAAGCUGAAGAAGGAAAUGCUUGUUGAUGCUGAUCUGCCAAUGUCAGACAUUUGGGAAGUAUAUUUACAGUACAACAAGAGGAAAUUAUCUGCUCAUUUUAAUCUACAAAAGCCACAGAUGGAUGUUAAAAUCAGCAUAUAAUGAUGCAAUAAGAAAUACGUACAAUUUUUUUUUAGAAAACUGUCCAGUUUGUUACAAUGUAAUAACCUCUGGGUUAGUCUCACUGUUGUAAUUAAACAUCUUUCCAAAAUGUAUCUAAAUUAUGAAUGUCUCAUGUAUGUGUUGAAUAAUACUUGUCAUGUUUGUAUGUGCGUUUGUUGUCUUUUCUUGUUAAUGUUUUAAUUUAUGCAAAAUGGUAGCUUUGUAAAACAGAGCAGCAAGCUGCAGGAACACACCCAUCAGAAACAAUGAUAGUAUACUUUUGGCUGUAAAGUUUUUACGAAAAUAAUUCCAUUAAAUAUUUUAAGAACACUGCUGUAGUACUUAUGCAGUAAAGAACAUGUUAUGAAGUGGUGAGGCAAUGCAAAGGAUCACCAAAUUAAAUUACAAUUGUUCUUUGCCAGAUUUUUCUUUACUAAUUCUGGUGUUCCUAAGACUUUAAAAUGUUUAACACAAAUAUUCUGCUUUGUCUGUAAUCCUUUAUUUUAUUUGGUAUUUAAUAUGAGGAAAUUGUUGCUUUCCUUUUGAUCAUAUCUGCUUCUGAUAGUGGUGGCAUAUCCCUUUUUCUGGAAAAUCCAACCUGUCCAGGUGGUAAAUUGUAGCUGUCUAUUAAUAAACAUACCUGUCUGCUACUGUGCAGUGUAAUUUCACCCAUGCUUGAUACGUUUGGGAAAAAAGCCAUGAAUUCUAUACAUUUGUCCAUGAAAUACAAGCAUAAAAUACUUCCAGGUGGUUAUAUGUUAUUCAUAAACAGGAAGACAUCACAUCUCACCUAAAUGGGAGGGGUGUUUGCAGCUGGGGAAGUCUUAGGGAUAAAGAUAUUUCUUUACAUAAAAGUCUAUGCUGGGAAAGAUGAGAAGAACAAAAACUGAAAUUUUACAAAUGUUAAGCAGAAUUGUGUAGAAAUGUCUUGAGAUAACCAUGUGUGUAAAUGUCCAUUUUCAAAAAUGUUUAAUCCUGAAUGUACUGUACAGUGAAGUUAGAUAUCAUGACAUGCAACAGUAUUAGAAUAUGUGUAGCUACUGCAUCCUGUGGUAAAGGUGUACCACGUAGGGGACACCAUGUUCAUUUGAUGUAAUUUGUCCUCAUCUGGGGCCAAGGCCAGGGUAGAAAAAAACUCACACUGUGAUUUAAGAAGCCUUACCAUACAGUAAUUAACGUUUUGGAAUUACUGUGAUAAGUAAAUGUUGCAUGCAACUAAGAAUAGACUCAGAUUCUGGCAUAGAUCAUUAAUAAACUUGGAAGUCUUGAAACAAAA
Messenger RNA from Protopterus annectens (West African lungfish), 4763 nucleotides. RefSeq names its product amyloid beta precursor protein binding family A member 2 (gene APBA2). Gene Ontology annotation, cellular component: dendritic spine; plasma membrane; cytoplasm. NCBI's taxonomy places the organism in Eukaryota, Metazoa, Chordata, Ceratodontiformes, Protopteridae. Gene Ontology annotation, molecular function: amyloid-beta binding; protein binding. The record is from RefSeq and is a predicted model, not a curated record. Bases 690 to 2960 code for a protein of 756 amino acids. Gene Ontology annotation, biological process: chemical synaptic transmission. The transcript has 17 exons.